Arachis duranensis is the source of this 1080-nucleotide messenger RNA. RefSeq names its product protein FAR-RED IMPAIRED RESPONSE 1-like. NCBI's taxonomy places the organism in Eukaryota, Viridiplantae, Streptophyta, Magnoliopsida, Fabales, Fabaceae. Gene Ontology annotation, molecular function: zinc ion binding. The transcript has 3 exons. Bases 1 to 1080 code for a protein of 359 amino acids. Gene Ontology annotation, biological process: regulation of DNA-templated transcription. The record is from RefSeq and is a predicted model, not a curated record.
AUGGGAGGGAAGGCACCAAAAGGUAUUGUUACUGAUCAAUGCGCAUCGAUUCAAAGGGCAAUUGAGCUGUGCAUGCUAACAACAAUUCAUCGCUGGUGCAUCUGGCACAUUAUGAAGAAGAUCCCAAGCAAAUUAAAUGGCUACAAGGGACACAACAAAAUUGAACAAGAGAUGAGCCAUGUUGUUUGGAACUCGUACACAAAAGAAGCAUUUGACAGAAACUGGAUCGAUUUCCUUAGAAAGUAUGGCCUCGGAGGCAACAAGUGGCUUUCAGACCUUAUGGGUUCAGUUUGGUUUGCAGAGCUGUACGAGGAUCGGCAUAUAUGGAUUCCGGUUUACUUGGAUCACCACUUUUGGACCGGGAUGAGAAGCACGCAAAGGAGUGAGAGCAUGCAUUCAUUUUUCAACAAGUUCAUCACACGGAAUAGCUCCUUGAGACAAUUCGUGAAGCAAUACGACAAUUGUCUAGCAAGUAGAGAGCAAGCAGUGAGAGAAUUCGAUGCUGCAGAUUUUCACACCGUGAUACCGUGUUCAACAAAAUCAACAAUAAAGGCACAGUUUCAGCAUGUAUAUACCCAUGAGAAGUUCAGGAAAGUUCAAACUCAAUUCAGAGGUUUCACAACAUAUGAAGUCAUAGAGCAGGUAUCCAACUCCACAUUCAACAAGUUUGUCGUCACCUACGACGCAGUAUCACGAGAUGUAAAGUGCCAUUGCUUGCUGUUUGAGUCUAGGGGCAUAUUGUGCCUCCAUUCCCUAAGCGUCCUAAGCUUUGAGCGAGUGGAUAACGUGGCACCGAAAUACAUAUUGGAACGUUGGAGCAAGAACACAAAGAGGAGGCAUACACACAUCAAGAGUAGUCAAGAUGAACCUCUACUGGGGCCAAGAAGUAAGAGAUUUGACGAAUUGGUGUUUCGGUCACACAAUAUAUGUGAAUUUGCAUCUGAGUCUGAAGAGUUGACCGGAAUUUUGCACCGAGCAUUUGACAAGGUCAUGGUGGAGAUGGAAGAAUAUCAAGAGAGAAGCAAAGGAAAAAGUUUGUUAACCCACGAAGAAGCGACAUUAAGCAACGUGAAUGACUGA